This is a messenger RNA of Mollisia scopiformis, 1843 nucleotides long. RefSeq names its product methionine aminopeptidase 2-like protein. Gene Ontology annotation, biological process: proteolysis. The record is from RefSeq and is a predicted model, not a curated record. Lineage: Eukaryota; Fungi; Ascomycota; Leotiomycetes; Helotiales; Mollisiaceae. The transcript is spliced from 5 exons. The coding region runs from base 232 to 1581 and encodes 449 amino acids. Gene Ontology annotation, molecular function: metalloaminopeptidase activity.
GAAAGUCCGAAAAAGAGUGACGGCAUUACUUCGAUCAAGAAUUGAUAUCAGUCUAGCUUAGGUUAAGCCUGAACGGGCAAUAAAUUCGAGAGUACCACAAAAGCAUUUGCCCCGCAAUCGAAUCGAAAUUCUGAUCACCACAAACAUUCGUUAUUGUGUUGAACACGAGUCUCCCUAUUUGCCAACCUCUAAGAUUUGAACACAGCAGAGUUGCACUCUGUGCAAGGCAACAUGGCGGCCCAGGUUUCGGACGCUGUUGCGAUGUUGAAAAUCAAGGAUCCUGAAGCCGUAAAAGCUUCUGCCGCAGCAGCCAAGGCGAACGGAAAUGGCAACUUAGAAGCAGAGGACACGGACGACGAUGAAGAGGACAAGGGGGCGCCUGGAGAAGGAGGGGCAGAUGGAGCAGCCAAGAAGAAGCGCAAGAGGAAGAGGAAGCCAAAGAAGGCCGGAGGUGCGGGCGCUAUUCCUACGAAGCAAUCAGAUCCUCCUCGAGUCCUGCUGUCAAAUCUGUUCCCGUCUGGAGAAUAUCCCGUGGGCGAGGAAGUAGAAUACAGAGAUGAGAAUCUGUACCGGACCACCAAUGAGGAGAAGAGACAUCUGGACCGGAUGAACAAUGAUUUCCUGCAAGAAUAUCGGCAAGGAGCUGAGAUUCAUCGACAGGUUCGGCAAUGGGCGCAAAAGAACAUCAAGCCUGGACAGAGCCUGACCGAGAUCGCGGAGGGCAUCGAGGAUGGAGUUCGAGCGUUGACUGGACACCCUGGAUUGGAAGAGGGUGACAACAUUAAGGGUGGAAUCGCUUUCCCAACUGGUGUCAAUCUGGACCAUAUUGCAGCACAUUACAGCCCCAACGCCGGAAACAAGACACUUCUUGCCCAGGACAAUGUCAUGAAGGUUGAUUUUGGCGUACAUAUCAAUGGCAGAAUCGUCGACAGUGCCUUCACACUUGCGUUCGACCCGAUGUAUGAUAAUCUGCUCGAGGCAGUCAAGCAGGGUACAAACACCGGUAUCCGAGAAGCUGGUAUUGAUGCUCGUCUGGGUGAGAUUGGAACUGCAAUUCAGGAGACUAUGGAGAGCUACGAAGUGGAGAUCAACGGCAAGACUUUCCCCGUAAAGUGUAUCCGAAAUCUAAACGGACAUGAUAUCAGACAAUGGCAAAUUCAUGGUGGCAAGAGUGUGCCAAUCGUUAAGAGCAGUGAUCAGACGAAGAUGGAGGAAGGAGAAGUCUUUGCCAUUGAGACUUUUGGAAGUACUGGAAAUGGUUACGUUCGUGACGACUAUGAAACAUCUCACUAUGCAAAGAGAGCAGAUGCUCCCAAGAUCGAUUUGAAAGUUGCAUCUGCUAGCAAGUUGCUCAAGGUCAUCAACAAGAACUUUGGUACAUUGCCGUUCUGCAGAAGAUAUUUGGAUCGCCUGGGUCAAGAAAAAUACUUGCUUGGAUUAAACAACCUAGUAUCGAACGGUAUCGUCGAAGCAUAUCCACCAUUAGUGGACAAGAAGGGGUCAUACACGGCGCAAUUUGAACAUACAAUCUUGCUUCGCCCAAACGUGAAGGAGGUCAUCAGUCGAGGUGAUGACUAUUAAAACAUCUCAGGAUAUGAAGAACGGAGGAAAUUUGGCCUAGGAGGCUUUUUAAGAAUGCAUAAGCGAUCCCUUUCCCGCCUCAAUAUAGAGCACCAAAAUCAAAAGCUAAGCAAAUGAUUUACAAAUUCUGUCUGGGGUGAUUUUCUACUUGCCAAAUUUCCGGAAAUUCAAAUAAGCUCAAGGAUUGCAGUCUUAAGAUAUGAGGGGCUGUCCCCUGGAGACCGCCUCUUCCCGGCCGCAGAUUUUCCGUCGAUGUUUCAAC